Molecule: messenger RNA, 432 nt
Organism: Lactuca sativa (garden lettuce)
Lineage: Eukaryota; Viridiplantae; Streptophyta; Magnoliopsida; Asterales; Asteraceae
Source: RefSeq, a predicted model, not a curated record
UAUCCCACUCUUGUGUUAUUAGCAGGUUUUUCUGUAAAUACGUGCAAAAUGUCCGAGACAAAUGUGGGUUCCAAAGACCUUAAUCUUGUGGAUAAUGAUCAAAAAGUUGAAGUAAACAAUGACUCAUCUUCACAAGAAAUCCCAAAGGAUUUAGAAAAAGCAGAGGACAAUCCCAUGCCCACACAAGCCCAAGAGGAAGCUGUAAUCAAGAAAAAAUAUGGUGGAUUACUACCAAGAAAAACCCCUUUAAUCUCAAAGGAUCAUGAUCGUGCUUUCUUUGAUUCUGCAGAUUGGGCACUAGGAAAGGGGUCACAAAAGAGCAAAGGACCUUUAGAGGCACUACGCCCAAAAUUGCAGCCUACGCCACAUCAGCAAGUUCGUUCAAGACGAUCAUCCUACGCCCCUGCAGAUAUUAUACCCUCUGUUGUAUGA